This is a messenger RNA of Effrenium voratum, 2142 nucleotides long. The record is from the annotation of a GenBank genome assembly. NCBI's taxonomy places the organism in Eukaryota, Dinophyceae, Suessiales, Symbiodiniaceae.
AUGCAGCAGUGUCCCGGCAUGGAUGCCUACCAGAUGGGACAGUAUGGCUAUCAGGCGCAAGAUCCCAUGGCCUAUGGCCAACAGGCCUGCGGGUGCCAACCGAUGCAGGGAAGCAUGGGCAACUCACAGGCUGCGCAGGUGCCCGCCAUCGAGGCGCCGGGCGCCGCGGCCGCGGCCGCGACGGCGUCGGAGCCGCUGCCGCCGGGGCCGUUGCCGCCUGGACCAGUGGAGUCCAAAGAGGCGGCCGAGGCGGCGAGGCGGUUGGCGGAGAAAAAGAAGGCGGAGGAGGAGGAGGAAGCUGCGCGCAAGGCGGCGGAGGAGCUAGCAGCCAAGAAGAAGGCGGAGGAGGAGGCUGCCCGAGAGGCGCGGCGCAAGGAAGAGGAGCGGCGCAAGGAAGAGGAAGCGGCGAAGCAGCGGGCCGCAGAGGAAGCGCGGCGGGAGGCUGCACGGCGGGAGGCUGCGCGGCGGGAGGAGGAGGCCUUGGUGGCGAAGCAAAAGGCGGCUGAGGAGGCGCGGCGUGAAGCGGCGCGCCAGGCGGAGAAGGAGAAGGAAGCUGCCCAGAAAAAAGCCCAGGAGGACGCUGCGCGACAGGAGGCCACCAGACGUGAAGCCGCCAAAGCCGCCGAGCAGCAGAUCCUCGCGCAGAAGAAGGCGGACGAGGCCAAGGUGGAAGAAGCCAGGCAGAAAGCGGCCGAAGCUGAGCGGAAAGAGAAGGAGGAGGAAGUCAGACGCCGAGCUGCUGAGGAGGCAAACCACCAGAUCGCGACACAGGAAUCUGCGAAGACGAAGGCCGAGGAAGCCGCGCUACAGGAGCAGGAGGAGGUCAAAAUGCAGGCGGCCAAGAAGGCUGAGGCCGAGCUUUUCGCCAAGCCGGCGCAAGACGAGGCGAAAGCCCAAGUUGCUGUGGCGCCAGCGGCAGCUGUGGCGCCAGCGACAGCUGUGGCGCCAGCGGCAGUUCAGCCGGCGCAAGAUGCGCAGCAGCUGGAGCAACAGCAGCUCCAGCAACAGCAACUGCUGCAACAGCAGCAGUACCAGCAGCAACUGCAACAACAGCAGUACAUGCAACAACAGCAGAUGUUGCAGCAGCAGCAGUACCAGCAACAGCUGCAGCAGCAGCAGUAUCAGCAGAUGCAAAUGCAGGGCCAGCAGGUCUACGGCCAAGAUUACAUGCAGCAGCAGGCCAUGAUGCAGCAGCAAAUGAUGCAACAGCAGCAGCAGCAACAGCAGCAGCAGAUGAUGAUGCAGGGUGGGCAGUACAUGCAGCAGUGUCCCGCCAUGGACGCCUACCAACAGAUGGGAAUACAGUACGGCUAUCAAGCGCAAGAUCCCAUGGCCUGCUAUGGCCAACAGGCCUGCGGGUGCCAGGUCCAACCGAUGGGGAGCAUGGGCAACUCACAGGCGGGCUCCGAGCCGCUGCCGCCGGGGCCGUUGCCGCCGGGGCCGGUGGAGGCCAAAGAGGGGCAUCCCAUCGAAGGGACCGUCAAGUCCUACAAUCAGCGGCACGGUUACGGGUUCAUCGCCUCGCCGGCACUGACGAGGGAUGCGCAGUUCAGGACUGCGGAGCUCCACCCGGACCUGCAGGCGCUGAGCACGCAGCUCAUUGGCCAAGCAGUAAAUUGCCAGGUGCAUCGGCUCUCGGACGGCAAGCUGAAGGCGACCCACGUGUCCCUGAAAAUGGGCUUCUAUGGCUGCGGCUGUCAGGGCGGCUGCUGUCAGGGCGGCUGCUGCGGCUGCCAGGGCUGCUGUCAGGGCGGCUGCUGUCAGGGAUGUUGUGGCUGUGACGGAUCGGGCGGCGCGAUGUCUUCCAAGAUUCGGGGCUACGUGUCCAACUUCGACACCGCCUCCCGUCUCGGGAUCAUUUCUGCCCCGGGCGUGGCCAACGAGGUCCACUUCUACGAGGGCACCGGGCAGACCCUGAUGCCGGGGACAGAGGUGAACUUCAUCUUGCAGUGGCUGCCCGAUGGCAGUGCGCAGGGCACAGACGUCGCUCUCGGGCCACCGCCAGUGCCGCUGAUAGACGGCGGUCAAAUUACUGGUCUGGUAAAGGUGUACACGGACUCCAGAGAUAUGGGCUUCAUCAGCGCGCCGGGCAACACCCAGGACAGAAGCGAGACUUGGACGAGGCCUCCCAGACGCUGCUGA